AUGACCGGCUACGAGUCAUGGAGUGACCGUCCGUACUGGCAUUGUGACGGAUUCACUGAUUGUCCCGAUGGUUUGGAUGAUUGCAUAGUAGAAGAUUGUGUCUCGCCCGGGGUUUUCUGUGGACACGGUUCCUGCGAUGGCGUCGGGGACUGUUUCGACAAGUCUGAUGAGAGCGGCUGUGUGUGUACCAGUGUGGAUUUCCAAUGUGAAGGCAGCGGCAAGUGUGUAGCACCCUCUGCAGCGUGCGACGGCGUCAUCGACUGUGAGGAUGCAACGGACGAACUGUCGUGCCAGCCGUGUGAAGAGCCCGGCCUGUGGCAGUGCCACAGCGGCGGAUGCAUCCACAUCCUCUCGGUUUGUGAUGGGGACAUGGACUGCUCUACUGGGGAAGACGAGGAGAACUGUCACACUCCCUGCCACGGUCUCCAGCUAGAGUGUGACGGGGGAUGUCUGCCGAGAUACCUCGUCUGUGACGGGCUGCAAGACUGUUCUAAUGGAGAGGACGAGAUCAACUGUACAGACGGAGGUUGUGGUGUUAAGGAGUUCUCCUGUGCAGACGGGACGUGCCUGUUGCAGUCUCAACUGUGUGACAACCUGACGGACUGUAGUGGAGGGGAGGACGAGGAAGACUGCGGAGAUGACCCACCUCCCGGGUUCCCGCUCGGUCUGGCCAGCCGGUACAUUCCCGAUGUUUACGUCACCUCCAGCUCCCAGUACAAGUCGGACUUCGCGCCGUUCCGGGCUCGGCACACGCCGGUAACUGUGCCUGGGUACUGCUGGGUACCGAGUUCUACGGAGGACCAAUGGAUUCAGGUUUACCUGGGUAAGACGACUGACGUCACAGGGGUGUUGAUCAGUGGAGGUGGGUCCAACUGGGACCUGGGCAGCUGGGUGACGUCAUUCACUCUAGCCUUCAGCAUGGACGGCGCCUUCUGGACACCUUACGUAGGCGGCAGUGACGGCGUGCAGGUUUUCCAGGGAAACCGAGACCGGUACAACAAAGUGAGCCGUCCUCUCCCAGUUCCUGUGACGUCACGCUACAUCCGCCUGUACCCGACAGGCUAUGCGGGCUGGGUUGCCAUGGUGAUGGAGGUGUACGUCACAAAUGACGAGAACACGUGGUUGAAGCAGGAGCAGUACGUCCCGCUGGGAGUCGAGCUUGAUCCCGACGAUCCUGCUGCGGCUCCGAAGGUUCCCGACCUCGCCAUGAGCGCGUCCUCGCGAGGGGAUGACUUCUACCCGUGGCAGGCCCGACUGAACCGCGGGGAGGGACAGCGGCAGGGGGCGUGCUGGUCCCCGGCUCUGCUCACAGACACGGAACAGUGGCUACAGUUUAAACAUGACAGAGUGUACGAAGUGACCGGAGUCAUCACCCAGGGAGCUUACAUCCUGGACUCCUGGGUCACGUUCUACAAGCUGGCCUUCUCUGUUAACGGGCAGUGGACAACAUACAGCAACAGGGAGGGCAAAGAAAUGGUGUUCCAAGGAAACAGCGACAGCCAUCGCUACGCUCGGAACCUGUUGGACAACCCGGCUUUUGCCCUCUUCACUCGCUUCUACCCGCUCCACUUCCACAAUACGAUUGCACUGAGGGUCGAGAUUCUCGUUAUAGAGGAAAUCUCCGUCCAGUUCAGUCCGUGCGGAGACGAUGACGAUGAGACGUACCACAACAGUCUGGCGUGUGACGGCACAGAAGACUGCUCAUCGGGGGAGGACGAGGCAAACUGUGACGAUUGCGCACUGGAAUGCCUGACUGUGACCAGUGACUCCUGCAUCCCGAGUAGGUGGGUCUGUGACGAGCUGCAGGACUGUCUUGACGGGACAGACGAGCGGGGGUGUGUCAGAGUUGAGAAGACUCUGGCGCACAAGUGGGGUUCCUGCGGCUACCUCUGCACGUCUGUCUUCGGUAACGCGUCAUGCGUGCCUGACGCGUUUGUCUGUGACGGUGACGCAGACUGCUGGGGGGACGCGGACGAGCGGGACUGUGAUUUCGGUGUUUUUAUAGUCGUGGAACCCGAGACAGCAGAAGACUGCGGGACGUUCUACUGCACCUUACCCGGCUCCCCGGACCCGUACUGUGUGCACGGCCACCUGGUCUGUGACGGGCACCCGGACUGUGCGGGAAGGGAAGACGAGCAGGGAUGCGGCGGGGACGCGCAGGAUCCAGUAAGACUGUUUUUAUCUGCAUGA
This is a messenger RNA of Branchiostoma belcheri (Belcher's lancelet), 2190 nucleotides long. RefSeq names its product SCO-spondin-like. Gene Ontology annotation, cellular component: plasma membrane. The record is from RefSeq and is a predicted model, not a curated record. Gene Ontology annotation, molecular function: protein binding. The transcript has 15 exons. NCBI's taxonomy places the organism in Eukaryota, Metazoa, Chordata, Leptocardii, Amphioxiformes, Branchiostomatidae. The coding region runs from base 1 to 2190 and encodes 729 amino acids.